CACAAACGCUGUCUUGCUUGCAUUUCAUUGGAUUCAAUUAUAAUUCAGUAAAUCGUGAGAAAAUGAGAUAAAAAGUCUUAUUUCAUUAUUUUUUAUGUGAUAACAUUAGAUUUUGAUACAAUAAUGAGCAACCAAGGUCGUACUGUAGCUAAAAGGAAGGUGAAGCCGGUGGAGCCGCAAUCUCUUCUCGACUUUGAUCUUGGAGAGGGAGAAAGCUCUGAUGAUUCUGACUUUAGAAUAGAAGACCACCCGGAAGACAGUGAUGACUACUCCAUAAAUAGUGAUGAUGACGAUAAAAAGGACAAUGCGGAUUCAUCUGAUGAUCAGUCAGGAACAGACACAGAAGAUGGUUUCAAAAACUCAGCAAAUAAGAUUGGAGAAGAUAUAUCGGUUACAGAUCUACUUGAAAAAGCGAAGCAACAGGAAUUUAAGAUUCCAUUUGAUCUAGCCAACUUGCUGAUCUGUGCAGGUUGUUUAGGAUCAAGAAGUGAUGAUUUCAAUGAAAUAGUAGAGUGUGAUGGAUGUGGUGUUACUGUUCACGAAGGUUGUUAUGGUGUUUCUGAUGUAACCAGUGAAUCUAGCACAGUCAGCUCUGCUUCAACAGAGCCAUGGUUCUGUGAGGCUUGUAAAGCAGGAGUGAAAGACCCCAAUUGUGAACUCUGUCCUAACAAAGGUGGUAUAUUCAAAGAGACAGAAGUUGGUGCUUGGGUACAUCUAGUGUGUGCACUUUAUGUACCUGGAGUUGCAUUCUCAGAGGUUGAACGCUUAUCUGGAGUCACUCUAUUUGAAAUGGCAUACUCGAGAUGGGGUGCCAGAUCGUGUGCAUUGUGUGACGAUACGACUCUUGCACGCACUGGUGUUUGUGUUGGUUGUGAUGCAGGCUUGUGCAAGACAUUCUUUCAUGUCACAUGUGGACAACGCGAGGGUCUAUUAGCAGAAGCUCAUACUGAGGAAGCCGAACAAGCAGACCCAUUUUAUGCACAUUGUCGCCUACAUUCUGAUAAAGCAUUAGUGAAGAAACGUAAAAGGAACUGGCUAGCUUUACAACUGAGAACUGAAAAAAGAAAGUUGGAAUUGGAAAACAACUUAAGCACGGAAGAAAAGCUUCGAAUACAAAGGAAACUUGUCAAAUAUAGGAGGAAAUAUCUUCAACAAAAAGAAAACCGUAAUCCGCCAUGGGUGCCAACCCAGAAGAUGGCUCGAAUGUUGUACAGCAGUGCUUCCGCUAUGCGCAAGUUUCAGCGUAAAGCUGAGUGUAUGGGGAUUGACACGCAUGCCUUGGAGUUUCAAGAUGCUCAGAUGGCAGCACUCAAAGAUGUGUCUCGCCGUUGGCACGUGCCGCCAGCGUUUUCGGUGGAAUUCGUCGGCUAUUAUCUCGAGAGGAACUCUCGCGUCACUUCAUUACGAAAGUCACUUGAACGGCUAACUAAAGAAAACGAGAAGCUGCUCGCUGAAGAUGAAGAUUUAAGAACCAAGUACGAUGAGGCAUCAAAAGAGAACACGGAUGCCCUAGCGGAGUUGUCCUCCACCCGUCAAGCGUUACAGAAGAUAUACGACGUGAUCGUAGCCCUUCUUCCCAAAAAGGCGAUCCCGGAGAUCAUGGAAGAUAAACCGCUGAUGCCUCCCGUCAUACAACGCUCUAUGCCGAAAGUUACACCACAGCAGUUGCAAAAGCGGUCAAUGUCUGUGCCAACCGCGGCAGCACUUAAGAUGGGCGUUGGUUUUCCUCUUAGCGACAAUCCGGACGCCCGCCAAGGAAAAGUAUUGUCUACUUCAUUAGAAGCAACAACUGGUGCCUUAGCGGCCCGCGAAUGCGCCGUAUGCGGUAGAAGCAGCGAGCGUCAUCUGAUGGCUGCUUGCGACACUUGCAGACACCACUACCAUCUGCAUUGCUUGAAACCGCCGCUACAACGACCGCCUAAGAAGAGUAAACUCUAUGGCUGGCAAUGUUCCGAAUGCGAUAAAACAUCAGAUUCCGAACCGGAACUGUUAGAGAAGAAGGUGCCUCGUAGAUCGCGUAUCCGUUACAGUAAGGAUGGCGCUAUCAUCAACGAGCCACAAAGCCCCGGUUCCGUUCCCAGUUCGCCACCGCCGAAACCGAAAUCGGAAAAACCUCACAAGGAUAAAUCCAUGAAACUCGUAACAACAGAAAACUUAUCCCCGAUCAAAGUGACCAUCAAGCCUUUCGAAUUCAGCAGCGAGAACGAAAGUAGCGAGAUCAAAAAGAAAGACAAGAAAAUCAAGAAGCAGAAACAGAAAGAGCACGCUAGUAGUUCCGCGGGCGAGAACGAAUCGCCAUCCAAGAAACUGAAACGCAGCUUCACUUCUCCGACACUUACGAACACUCCCCUGAUGUCUAUUACGCCAAUCGUGGCCGACAGUCCUAACGACUCUCACAACGAAAACUCCAAUGCUUCAACCAACUUACCACCUCUGAAGCGAGACGAGACCGUACAGAAUCUAUCGUUCUCGUCUCUUCUAACCGAAACGAAAGAGAGAGACAGCAAAGCGAUCGAGAGUUCAAUUGAGAGCACACUCGCGAAUCUCUCGUCCGAUAUCGCUACGUACAAAGCGAAUAGGAAGAGAAGGAAGGAGAAACACAGGUCGAGAUACUCGCCGGAGCUGCUGCGGUCUCCCUCUAAAUCUCACAAACACAAACGAAAGAAGAAUCGCCAAGAUAUGGAAAACCCAGAUAUGCCUCAUCCAAGAAUCACAAUCAAGAUCAAACCAAUUCCAAAGCCUGAUGGUUCUUUAGACACUCAAAUGUUUUACGUACCAACUAACAGCAACGAUGGCCCUCCACCAGCAAUUAUAAAGAAAAUUGCGAAGCACUCGGAACAUGAAGCACCCAAAGAAACUCCCCCCUUAGAACUGAUCAAUCCUGUCGUGGCAAUUGAAACUACACCUCUCAGUGUGAGUACUUUUUUAUUGCUAUUUAUUUCUUUAGCAAACAAUACUUAUUAAAAAUACAUCACUUAUUUUGUUCCUAUUUAUUCACAUAUAACAUUAAAUUGGAAUUACAGUACAUAACUUUUAUAAUUAUUAGUUAAAUACAAUAUUCGCAAAUUGAUUACAAUAUUGAGCAAAGCGUCAUCUAUUUUUUUCUUUUAUUUCCUCAUAGUAAAAGAAUCUGAAAAAUUUACGAAGUUAAGAUGGAAUGUUUGAAAAAUAAAUUUGUUAAUGCUAUGCCCUCUUUCUAUCUUGAGAGAGAAAGAGAGAGAGAGAGAAAUAACACGAUUGAUGAUGUCAAACAGCAUAGAUUUAUUUGUUGGUCAGCUAUUUAACUACUUAUUAUAUAACUACCUAUUUAACUUCUACUACUCUCCUACUGCAAAGUUUUUCAUAGCUUGAAAAACAUGCUUUAUCUUUAUGUAUAAAAUAUCACUCAAAUAGAUAACAAAUUCUUGCAAGCCACCUGUAAACCCGGAUGAGAAACAACCAGCACCUACUAUCACGAAACCUACGGUAAGAUCAGCUUUUGUAAAUAAAAAAAAAACUUGCUUAUUUUAUUCAUGAACAGGAGAAAACAAAGUACAAAUGGCGUCCGUGUUUAUCCGCAAUUUUCACAAAUAAACAUGCGAAACAAUGACAUGUGCGCUAUAAAACAAAAACCAAUAUGGGUUGACGGCAUUUGCAAAUGUUAUGGAAAUCGUGUUUGCACCAUGACGGGAAUGCAAAUAGAUGCUGCAUUUUAUAACGAGAUAUUCGCUAUCGGUGCGAGUUUUGUCUUUUCACGUGGGCUUUAUCGUAGCUAUGUUUUUUUUUGUUUCAAACAUGAGCUGAUCCAAUGUUAUAGUUGCAAUAUUACAGAGAAUUAGUUUACAAAGGGGUUUGUGCUUAAAAAUACAAUGGGGAUUUUGCGAAGAGACGCGCAUGAUAAACUCGCUACGUUAAUCGGCUUAUGUACCGCGCGGAAAAAAACUAGCUUUUAACCGCAUUAAAGUUUCGCAGUUUCUUUUGAUUUUGAAUUAACAUUUGUGAGUGCAUUGUCUUUGGUUUUUCUAUAAUAAUAAUAAUUUCAAUCAAAAAAGGGAAGAUUUAUCAAUAUGUUAGGUUUGGGAAAAAGUUUCGUCGCAUUUUAAAUGAAAUUUCAAAACUAUUUUGAAUAAAGGUAUAUUUACAUUUAACUAAAGUAUGUAGGUGCCAUUUUAUUCGAUAUUUUUUGCCAUCUUGUAGGUAGGGACAUGAUCCCAUUGCUAUAGACAUUUUGGGGUUUCUGAUCUAAAAACCGCCACAAUUUUGGCAGUCCCCUCAUGAUGCUAACCUGACACUGCCUAAAAAAAAUCUGAAGACCGAAACAGGUGGAAAUCUGAAGGUCAGGUCUAUACGGCGGAGGCAUUAAGACCUCCCAGUCAAACUCUUAAUUUUUGCUGAGUGGCUAAAUAUGUGUGGGGUCUAGCGUUAUCAUGAUGAAAAACCACACCCUUUCUGUUGAUUAAUUCCGGCCGCUUUCUCCCAACUUUCUCAUUGAUAGAGUAGAGUAGAGUUCAGAAUCGAUGGUCUAAUAUUAUAAAGAGGAAAGAUUUGAUUGUUUGUUUGUAUUGAAAAGGGUCCGAAACUAGUGGACCGAUCCGAAAAAAUCUUUCACAUAUAGAAUCCUUCAUUAUCCGUGUUAAACAUAGGCUAUAGAGUAUAUUCAAAAAAGUUAGGGUUCCGUAUGAAAACUUCGAUAAUGUAACUCAACGUGUAUAAAAUGCAUGCAUACAAUGUGGAAGUCAUUGACCAUAGAGCAAAAUGAUGUACUGAAGUUUUAUAGAGGUCAUCAAUAUCUACAAAAAAAUCCGCCAUGUCUAACUAUCACAGAUAUGCCACUACUAGAGGUUCCCUGCGGUUUCAGCCGCGUUAAUUUGAAGAAAAAGUAUAUAGUGAGUCAAACUUAAAAUAUGGACAUAUGCUGUCGCGGACUUUUUUACAGAACUUUUAAAGGGGAACAAUUCCGUUAUUUUUGUGUAAAUUUAACCGGUUAUCCAGCGCACGCAACGGAAUCCCACAAAUGGAAUAUUUUUACCCGCUUAAGCAACAUUUUUCAUCGAUGCUCCGAUGCUACUAGUCGUAGC
Molecule: messenger RNA, 5057 nt
Organism: Chilo suppressalis (striped riceborer)
Lineage: Eukaryota; Metazoa; Arthropoda; Insecta; Lepidoptera; Crambidae
Source: the annotation of a GenBank genome assembly